This is a messenger RNA of Homalodisca vitripennis (glassy-winged sharpshooter), 2768 nucleotides long. RefSeq names its product pro-resilin (gene resilin). The transcript has 3 exons. The coding region runs from base 1 to 2463 and encodes 820 amino acids. The record is from RefSeq and is a predicted model, not a curated record. Gene Ontology annotation, cellular component: extracellular matrix. NCBI's taxonomy places the organism in Eukaryota, Metazoa, Arthropoda, Insecta, Hemiptera, Cicadellidae.
AUGACCCAAAAGUCUCUGGUACAGGGAACCGACAAGACAUCGGAUAGCUCAGUGCUGAAUAUGGAUAAACCGAACAUAAUCUCUACUCGGUAUUUCCUGGGAUGUGUAGAUCUGGUGGUAAUAGGAGAACUUAGCGGCAGACCUCCUAAGGACCAUGCAUGUAGGAGUAAAUGGUCAUCACGAUCAAAUACGGCAAGAGAUCGUGCAGGAAGAUCCGGAACAUGGCUGGCUCUCUUGCAAAACCAAUCUUCCAGUUCAACGGCCAGCUUUAGCCAUGAUCAAAAUAUUUUAUUUUUGUUUCAGAUAUUGUUACUGGCACUGUUGGCUACAGCUUUGGCAAGACCAGAGCCCCCUGUAUCAUCGUAUCUACCGCCAUCCAACGGUGGCUCCAAUGGGUUUGGGACUCCUUCCUCCACCUACGGCACUCCUGGCCUAAACGGAAACGGAGGCAGACCUUCUAGUACCUAUGGAGUACCAGGCCAAAACGGAAAUGGUCUAAACGGUAAUGGAGGCCGUCCAUCCUCUUCCUACGGCGUUCCUGGGCAGAAUGGAAAUGGUCGCCCAUCCACCUCUUACGGAACACCCAGCCAAAAUGGCAAUGGUCGUCCAUCCAGCUCCUACGGAACUCCUAGCCAAAACGGAAAUGGUUUCGGUUCUAGUUUGUCUUCCACUUACGGAACUCCUGGUCAAAAUGGCAAUGGUCGCCCAUCCAGCUCUUACGGAACCCCUAGCCAAAACGGAAAUGGUAGUCCAUCCAGCUCUUACGGAACACCUAGCCAAAACGGAAAUGGUAGUCCAUCCAGCUCUUACGGAACACCUAGCCAAAACGGAAAUGGUAGUCCAUCCAGCUCUUACGGAACACCUAGCCAAAACGGAAAUGGUAGUCCAUCCAGCUCUUACGGAACCCCUAGCCAAAACGGUAAUGAUUUUGGAAGUGGUCUAGCACCUGACUCUUAUCUGCCUCCCAGCAACGACUUAACCGAAGGAAGCAAUGGAAAUGGCUAUUCUAAUGGAGGCCGACCAGGAGGAAAUGGAAAUAGUUACGCUAGCAAUGGAAAUGGUGGAAACGGAGCCAGUGGGUAUCCAAGUGGACCUAGUGGAAAUGGAAACGGUGGUUACCCAAGUGGCCCUAGUGGAAACGGUGCCAGUGGAUAUCCAAGUGGAUCCAAUGGAAAUGGAAACGGUGGAUACCCAAGUGGAUCUAAUGGAAACGGUGGCUAUAAAAAUGGUGGGGCCGGAGGUGAUAAAAACGGAUACCCUAGUGGAAGGCCUGGAGCGAAUGGUAACGGAAACGGUGGAUAUCCCAGUGGAGGGCCAAGCAGCAAUGGUUUUGGUGGUGCCAAUGGUAAUGGAAAUGGCGGAUAUACAAACGGAGUGAGUGGAAAUGGUGGAUACCCAAGUGGCGGAUCCGCAACUAAUGGCAACGGUGGUUAUGCAAGUGGAGCAAAUGGAAAUGGUGGUUACAAAAAUGGAGCAAGUGGUAACGGUAAUGGUGGAUACCCAAGUGGAGGUCCUGGAGGCAAUGGCAACGGAGGUUAUUCGAAUGGCGGAAAUGGAGCUAACGGUGGAUAUGGCAGCAACGGCUUGACUGGUUCUGGAAAUGGUGGAUAUGGAGGAGAAGACGACGGAUCUUCUGAACCAGCGAAGUAUGAGUUCAGUUAUGAGGUGAACGACGCCGAGUUUGGUACCGAGUUCGGACAUCAGGAAAGUCGCGAUGGAGACCAAGCCCAAGGCUCUUACAACGUCCUUCUGCCUGACGGGCGCAAGCAGAUAGUGGACUAUGAAGCGGACAAGGAAGGCUACCGACCCAAGAUUCGCUAUGAGGGAGAAGGAAACGGCAUUGGAGGAGCUGGAGGUAAUGGUGGUUACCCAUCUGGACCCAACGGUGGCAGCAACGGAAACGGAGGUUAUCCUUCUGGAUCCAACGGAAACGGAGGCUAUCCCUCUGGAUCAAAUGGAAAUGGAAACGGAAACGGUGGCUAUCCUUCAGGACCCAACGGUGGCAGCAAUGGAAACGGUGGCUACCCAUCUGGACCAAACGGUGGUAGCAAUGGAAAUGGUGGUUACCCAUCUGGAUCCAACGGAAAUGGAAAUGGUGGCUAUCCAUCCGGACCCAACGGUGGCAGCAGCAAUGGAAACGGUGGUUACCCAUCUGGCCCCAACGGUGGCAGCAGCAAUGGAAACGGUGGUUACCCAUCUGGAUCCAACGGAAAUGGAAAUGGUGGCUAUCCAUCUGGCCCCAACGGUGGCAGCAGCAAUGGAAACGGUGGCUACUCAUCUGGAUCCAACGGUGGUAGCAACGGAAGCGGUGGCUACCCAUCAUCUUCCAAUGGUGGAAGCAGUGGUUACCAGUCCGGUGGAUAUCCAUCUGGGCCUUCUGGUACCGGCGGUGGUUACGAUGCGUUCUCUGGAAGUACCGGAAACGGAAACGGAGGUUUCUCUGCAGAUGGUUACAGGUACUAGACCAAAUUUGCUCAUAGUCAAGCUAAUGCUGACAUAUUGUAAAUACGUUCUAGAGUAGAAAGUUCGCUCAGUCAGUACCGAAUAACGUGUUUGUUACCCCACUGUGUAAGUGUUUAUUUAUUUGAUAUAGCUACAACUUACGCAGGUCAAGUUAUACCAGCCAUGUGUGCCAUAUCACGGCUUAUUUAUUUUGCAUCGAAUGUUCUACAUAUCAUUAAUGUUAAGUUCUAUAAUUAUGUGUUCAUACGUAUAAAUGUGAUUGUAUUCAUCUUUUAAGUGUAAGGCUAUUUAUUUAAAUAAAUCAU